UGACCGGCUCCCAAAAUCUAGUGACAAAUGUCCCUAUUUCGGGCAGUCCUAAAGCUUUUUCACCACCCUGUAAAACCAAUUCUAUUUUCACUCCAUAGUGAUUGUAUCACACGCAGAGAUCAUCCUAGGGGUUAUGGAACGAUAAACGGCGCGUCAGGGACAAGCGCGCUGCUCGAGUUUGUCUCUACUUGGAUCCAACAGCCCAUAGCUUUUGUUGUUUUUUUAACUUUUAACCCAUUGGAAAGCCCAAACCUCUAUAUCUUUAUCCAACGGCCGGUCCACCGUCAAAUUACCAGAAUAGGCCUAAUUCCCGUAUUCAAUUACCAGACUUUGCCAUCGUCUUCCCUAACUAUAUAAACCCUCUUCCACUCUUGCUUUACGUUUGCCGAAAUAGAGAGCCAAAAGGCACUCUUUAGAGAGAAAAAAAAAAAAAAACAAAAAAAAAAGGUUUCAUAAAAAACAACAGAAAAUAUUUUGCUUUCAUAUUUUAAUCCAUUUCAUCGUAACUCCUGAGAACAAUGGUGACGUCAUCGUCGUCUUCCUCGAGAAGCAAGUCCGGCGGCGCCGGUUUUUCGAAGCCGUUCCAGCGUUCCCUGUCGCCGAUGGGACGUUUCUGUUCGUCUUCCUCCACCUUCGCCGCGCGGGGCGGAAACGGGCUGAUGACCCGGUCCGCGUCUCCGACCCGGGUGAAUCUGUACAGAUCCGUCUCGCCGACGUCAUCCGUUCGGUUGUCGACGUCACCCCGCCGCUCAAUCGUGGCGUCUCCCCGGCGAUCCCCGCAGAGUAACAGGGCGGUGGCGCCCAGUCAGAAGAAAACCUGUAUGUGCUCUCCGACGACCCACCCGGGAUCAUUUCGGUGCAGCUUGCAUAAGAGUGUGACCCGGAAUUAUCACCAGGCAAGUCCUUAUGGGAGGUCCAGUCAUCAAUUGAACAUGCGGAGAUCGGCAAUGACGAAUUCACUGGUAAGAAUCGGAACCGUUGAAGGCGAUUUGGUGAAGAGAGCUUUGGCCGCUUUAAUCAGGCCGUCUUCCCAUAAUCUCCGGCGCCGUGGUGAUUUUCAACCGCGGCCCAGUCGGUUAAGCACCAUGUCCAAAGCCGAUGAUUUAUAACGGUUUUUUCUUUUUCCUAUUUCUCGCCCAUGUACAUAAGAGUUUUGGCGGUUUGGUCUGUUUCAUUUUCCUUUUUUUUGGGGGUGUUUCGACUCGGAGUGCCUGAUUUCUUUUGUAAUGGCCCCACAAAUGAGUCGAAGAAGAAGAUUUAGAAAUUAAAAAAAGUUAUAGCCGUGGGAGACCGAGUCGAAGAAUUUUUUUGACAGACUUGAGUUGUGUACUGUAGUUUACUUACUACUAGUAGAUACAGAAAAUGAACAUUUCAUGAAAUUUUAUUUUUUUUUCUAAUACAGAUUUCUUGAUUUUAUUUAGAUUUGCGUGUGUACGAUAUUUUUUAAGUGGCGUAUCUUCCAUAAACUAAGGAUUAAGGGAAUGUUUAAUCUUGAUUUGACUUUGGCUUUACGACAAAUCUGGCUACUGCUCAGUGACAGCCAAAAAUUAGC
Messenger RNA from Oldenlandia corymbosa var. corymbosa, 1552 nucleotides. The record is from the annotation of a GenBank genome assembly. NCBI's taxonomy places the organism in Eukaryota, Viridiplantae, Streptophyta, Magnoliopsida, Gentianales, Rubiaceae.